Limulus polyphemus (Atlantic horseshoe crab) is the source of this 3745-nucleotide messenger RNA. Its product is annotated as phospholipid scramblase 2-like. Gene Ontology annotation, cellular component: plasma membrane. Lineage: Eukaryota; Metazoa; Arthropoda; Merostomata; Xiphosura; Limulidae. The record is from RefSeq and is a predicted model, not a curated record. Gene Ontology annotation, molecular function: phospholipid scramblase activity. Gene Ontology annotation, biological process: plasma membrane phospholipid scrambling. Bases 118 to 930 code for a protein of 270 amino acids. The transcript is spliced from 8 exons.
CUAUUCGUCAGAUGGAUUUUUAAGAAACGUGUGGAAUAAGACUAAGAAAAUUAAAUAACUUUUGAGACAUCCUCAAAGUUUAACUAAGUUUCUAGUUAAAUAGGGACUCCUUAAAACAUGGAAGCAACAUAUGACUCACAAUUUGGACCUCCUCUUCCAGGACAAGCAUGGUAUAAUCCUUCAUCAGGUGUAGUUGAAGUACCGCCAACAAGCAGAUCACUUUAUCCACCAACAGGUCCAGCUGCUACGCAAUGGGUUUCUCUUCCCUCUUGUCCUACAAAUUGUCCACCAGGACUGGAGUACUUGACCAUGAUCGACCAACUUUUGGUGCAACAGAAUAUAGAACUUUUGGAAGCACUUGUUGGGCUUGAAACUAAUAAUAAAUAUCAAGUGAAAAACAACAUGGGCCAGAACGUGUAUUAUGCUGCCGAAGAUACACACUGCUGUACCAGGUACUGGUGUGGUCCAAUUCGACCAUUUAACAUGAAAAUAUUGGACAGUAGUGGCCGUGAAGUUAUUCAUCUCUACAGACCACUACGAUGUGAUUCUUGUUGUUGUCCUUGCUGUCUACAGGAAAUGGAAGUUACUGCCUCAGGCUCUACCAUAGGUUUUGUCAAACAAGAGUGGAGUAUUUGUAUCCCAAAGUACAGAGUUGAAAAUGCUGCCAAGGAGUGUAUUUUACGGAUUGAAGGACCAUUUUGUCAAUGCACUAUGUGUGGUGAUGUGAAUUUUAAGGUACUUUCCCAUGAUGGAAGUAAAGAAGUUGGAAAAAUCACUAAACAAUGGUCAGGAUUAGUUAAAGAAAUGUUCACAGAUGCAGAUAAUUUUGGGAUUACAUUCCCAAUGAAUUUAGAUGUCAACAUAAAAGCUGUUCUUCUUGGAGCCUGCUUUAUGAUCGACUUCAUGUUUUUUGAGCACACCGCAAAGUAGGAAUCCGACUGCCCAAGGAUAUGUUGGAGAGAUUCGGACCAGUAAUAACUAUGUGAUAAUCUGGUGGAAGUAUUUAUCUCGUUGAUAUUGAGUAAAAAUAAUAAUAUAUAAUCUACAUACGAAGGAAUUAAAUAUCAAGAAAAUCCAGUUUUUUUUUCUCUAUAUUUUGUUUUGUUUUUCACAAAUAUUGGGCAAGUUUGAUUGUUUGUCAACCACCCUUGUACACAACACGUUUCUAUUUUGAAAUAUUAUACUUAGUAGUUUGUGGUUUUGAUGUCACAGUGCAAUAUACAUCGUGAUUUAUCUGGUCAAACUUACAAAUAUAUUUUUUUAGUGUAGUGUGGAAUCAGAUUAGUUGAUCUCAUCAUAAUCCCUAAUGUACAGCAUGUAUUACUUUUUUUAACUCAUAGUUUUUAAAAAACGAUUAUUUUAUACACAAUUCUAUAACAUGUAUUACUGUUUCAAAUGUCCAGAUAUUUCAUUAAUGCUUCUUGUAAAAAUCCUUUGACAUCCUGCAAAAGGGGAACAUUAUAAUGUAACAAUUUAAAGCUAAUAAUCUGAAUAGAUGAAUAUGAAGCUUAAAGAUAGAAGAAGUAUACAUAACUGUGAAAACAAAAAUUAAUUACAUACAAGUUUAUGGUUACAAAAAGCAAUAGAUAUUCAUAUAAUCAUAUUUAUUUUGCAUUUCUGUACAAUGGAUUCCAAGAUGAACUACAAUUUUGGUACCAACCAUAUCAUUAAAAAUUUAUGCUAAAAAUUGUAUCAAAAGUAAUACAAAGUGUUUUUAAGUAACUCUCAGGCAUUUUCGUUAUUUUCUCUAAGUAAAUAAAGGUUUUUCGAAUCAUCCAGAUUUUACUUUCACAUUGAUAAUCUUUGGAAAUAUAAACUAAACAAAUUCUAAUAAACUACAUAUUUCUGGAAUAAGAGAGUUUAACUUAGCUAUACUAUAAAUUAUUUAAUGUACCUUAAACAUAAACCCUAAUACAACGUGAACAUUGCGGUCAAAAUAAUUGUGACAUACUUAGAGUAGCAAAAUGGAUAAAAUUAUUUUAACUAGCUAAAAAACCGUAUUUACAACAAUUAUUUGUUUUUGUACCCAUUGUAAACAGUUAACAGGGUGAACAUAUAAUUCAUACAACAGUUGUUUUGUGCCAAACUUAAUUCCAAAUUUGUAGUAAAUACGUAUUGAUCUAGCUCUCUUAGAUCUUACAUAAGAUGAGAAUUUUUAUAUAUAUUGAAAAUUCUCACAUCGUAUUGAAUCAGUAAAUGAGAACAUCUUAAAUUUAAUUUAUAUAACGUAGUCAUAAUGAGCCGUUUGUUUUAUGCCUGUACGGCAAUCACAGAACAAUUGUAGACAAAAUAUGUGGUUUUGAAAAUAUUUAAACGUGUUUUUAUCAUUGAAAGAAAUGCAUAUGAUUCAUGUCACAAAUUAAAAGUUUUUUUGUAUUUAAGUGUGAAUUGUAGUGCUUUUGAUUAGUGUGGAUUUGAAGUUUACUUUUUGCUGUCACUUAUUGUACCAAAACUGUUUUGUUUGAUUACUCAUUUUACUCCAGAUUACUAUAAAAUACCAAAUGUAGUUUUUACUGACACUAGGACAUCCUCUUACACGUACUUUCAGUAUUCCAAUGUGGUAUAAUACCAAAUGUAGUUUUUACUGACACUAGGACAUCUAACUGUUUUGUUUGAUUACUCAUUUUACUCCAGAUUACUAUAAAAUAACAAAUGUAGUUUUUACUGACACUAGGACAUCCAACUGUUUUGUUUGAUUACUCAUUUUACUCCAGAUUACUAUAAAAAACCAAAUGUAGUUUUUACUAACACUAGGACAUCCAACUGUUUUGUUUGAUUACUCAAAUUACUCCAGAUUACUAUAAAAUACCAAAUGUAGUUUUUACUGACACUAGGACAUCCAACUGUUUUGUUUGAUUACUCAUUUUACUCCAGAUUACUAUAAAAUAACAAAUGUAGUUUUUACUGACACUAGGACAUCCAACUGUUUUGUUUGAUUACUCAUUUUACUCCAGAUUACUAUAAAAUACAAAUGUAGUUUUUACUGACACUAAGACAUUCAACUGUUUUGUUUGAUUACUCAUUUUACUCCAGAUUACUAUAAAAUACCAAAUGUAGUUUUUACUGACACUAGGACAUCCUCUUACACGUACUUUCAGUAUUCCAAUGUGGUAUAAUACCAAAUGUAGUUUUUACUGACACUAGGACAUCCUCUUACACGUACUUUCAGUAUUUCAAUGUGGUAUGAUUUUUUACCUAUCAUCAAGAGUAAGUUGUGGGAAAACUUUAAACUUCCUAACAUUUUAUAUGAUUGGAAGCUCCAGAUCUCAAGAAUGGAUGUUAAUUAUGAAAUGACGUAAAAGUUUGAGAUAGCAUUAAAGGUAUUACAGGCUAUAGACUGAAAGGCCAAUUUCUUAUGGACAUUCAACUUUCCCUCUACGUCUUCGUCAUUACUACUGUAUUGAACCUUGUGUUUAAUCUAACUUGAUUCAGAUAUGAAAUUGGUUUUAUAUUUCGUAUUUUGUAUUGUAAACCCUAUAAUCAAAAUGCAUAUUAUAUUUUAUUUCAGAAGCUUUUGUCUGAUUAUUUUGUAUGUUAAACGUUGCUUUGUUUUCUCAUUUGACACGGAAAACUCAAGUAUUUCAAUGAAACAGAUUUACCUUACAUUAUUAUUUUUACAAUAUGUUUUAGUCAUUUAAGUACUUUGAAAGAUAACAUGCUUUUUGUCACGGUUUCAAUGAGUUUGUAGAAAAAUAGACCAUUUAUGUGUGAAAACUCUAGUAGCUCAUUAAAUAAUUUAUUUAAA